Messenger RNA from Atta colombica, 1188 nucleotides. Its product is annotated as homeobox protein abdominal-A homolog. Gene Ontology annotation, cellular component: nucleus. Gene Ontology annotation, molecular function: DNA-binding transcription factor activity, RNA polymerase II-specific; RNA polymerase II cis-regulatory region sequence-specific DNA binding. The record is from RefSeq and is a predicted model, not a curated record. Lineage: Eukaryota; Metazoa; Arthropoda; Insecta; Hymenoptera; Formicidae. The transcript is spliced from 3 exons. The coding region runs from base 1 to 1188 and encodes 395 amino acids. Gene Ontology annotation, biological process: anterior/posterior pattern specification; negative regulation of transcription by RNA polymerase II.
AUGAGUACGAAAUUCAUAAUUGAUAGUAUGCUACCUGCUAAGUACCAACAAUUUCACCCUCAACAGUUGUUCUCAAGCGCGACUCCAGGUACCAUUCAGGCGUGCACGACGAGUCCGGCCACCGCGAGCUUAGAAUCAAGUUUAUCCGCGGCUGCAGUCGCGGCCGCGGCAGUCAAUUACGCACAGCAGCACAAUUCACCGAGCCCGACAGGUUCGAGUCCUCAACACUCGGGAAGCUCUGCUUCAACAUCACCGGCGGCACGUACCACAUCCAGUAUGUAUCCGUACGUGUCCGCUGCAGCGGCGCAUCAUCAUCAUCAGCAGCAGCAAGCGGUCGCGGCCGCCGCAUUCGGUGCGACGUCAAGUAUGGUCCCCGGUUUCGGCUCCACCGCGGCAUCCAGCGCUGCUCUCGCCGCCGCCGCUGCCGUCGACGCCGCGACCGCCGGCGACAAAUCCUGCCGUUAUACAGCUAGUCUGACCGGCAAUGUAGCACCUGCAUCCGCCGACCCUAUGGUUAACUAUACUCUAGGCCACCAUCAUCAGAACGGCGCUACGCCUGGUAGCCUCGUCUCAUCCGCGUCCGCAUCCUCCGCCGUCUCUGCCGCCUCCGCCUCCAUGGCUGCGGCGGCACAGUUCUACCAUCAGGCGGCCGCCGCAUCGGCUGUUGUCGAUCCUUUGACGUCCUGCCAACAACCUACCACAGGUCAACCUGGGAUCUCGGAUAUACCUCGGUAUCCAUGGAUGUCUAUUACCGAUUGGAUGAGUCCAUUUGACAGAGUGGUUUGCGGUCCGAAUGGCUGUCCGAGGCGCAGAGGUCGGCAAACAUACACGCGGUUCCAAACAUUGGAAUUAGAAAAAGAAUUUCACUUUAAUCACUAUCUGACGCGACGACGACGAAUAGAGAUCGCGCAUGCACUCUGCCUGACGGAACGACAGAUCAAGAUCUGGUUCCAGAAUCGACGAAUGAAACUGAAAAAGGAGUUGAGGGCAGUCAAAGAGAUCAACGAACAAGCCAGACGCGAGCGUGAGGAGCAAGAUAUGAUGAAAAAACAGCAGGCGGAGAAACAGGCCAAGUUACAGCAGGAGCAGCAGAGCGCCGCUCUUCAGCAUCAGCAGCAGCAUCACGUAAGCGGCCUGGAAAAAACGCAAAGCGAUCUUCUGAAAGCAGUCAGUAAGGUACCCACAUAG